Messenger RNA from Physcomitrium patens, 3871 nucleotides. NCBI's taxonomy places the organism in Eukaryota, Viridiplantae, Streptophyta, Bryopsida, Funariales, Funariaceae. The record is from RefSeq and is a predicted model, not a curated record.
UGGCAUGUGUGGGAUGUGUAAGGUGAGGCGUGAGUACAAAGUGUCAAGUGUGGCGGGGGGAGUGGGAGUGACAGAAGAGAGUGAGCACAGUUGAGCAUGUACGAGGGUGACGUACUUGCUGAAGUGUGCUCACUCUCUUCAUGUCACGCCUCUCUCUUGUCGCAGGUGCUCUCUCUUUCCUGUCUGGUGAUGGAUUUUGUGAUGGGAGAGAGAGGGAGCGAGAGAGAGGAGUGUGGUGAGCAUAUGACGGAGUUGGUGCUAAUGAGUUGGUGUGGGAGGUUACAUGUGUUAUAAGAAUUGGCAGACAGAAACUUCUGACUAGUAUGAAGGUGAUGGGUAACGUGAACACAUCGCCGGAACCUUUGUGAUGGUUACACAAGAGCGUGUGCGUGAUCAACUGCAGAAAAAAGCUGCCGCAGAGAAUGAAUGGUCAGUGCACUGCUUGGUUUGCUGCAUGCUACCUUCUCGGAUGUGUUAUUUUGCUACGCAACUCAAGCCUACAUUACGUGUCGAGAUCAUUAUGGAAACGCGUUUCGAGGCUGUUGAACUUUCAAGUCUUCGAAUUCACCGAUUUUCUUGCAAGAGACAGACUUGUGCAAUGAUGGUAUCAUAUAAUGCGGCACAAGUGAGAACCAACUUACGGCUGCUAGAUAAUCUGGUUCUGAUGAGAACACAAUUCAAACCUACACAAAUGACCUGAUCGGCUUUCUUUUAUUGGAGGCGACGCGCACAGGAAAUUUACUUAAUUGCCAUGCAGAAUAGCAAUGCGCAUCAAACGUCAUCUCAAGCCAAUUCUUCGUCGAACUAGCGGAUCAUCUUUGUAGCCGUGUGCACAAAAAGGAGCCAGUUAGACUAACCAGAACAAGGGCAUCUAGAUUGAAAGGAAGUUAGCCAUAUCAGUACUCUGACUUCGGUAUUGAUCCAGGGAUCCCAAAGUCAACGCAAAGAAUCAGAUGAUCAAUCGUUUAGAUGUAAAGCUAAACGCCAAUGUUUUCAGAGCAAUUAUCUGGAGUCUGUUUGCCGGCAGCAAGGAAGACCUGCAGCUCAAAGGACUCACAGUCAGGUUAAUGUAGAUCCGAUCAUCUUGGGACGUGUGUUCAGCGGUGCUCGAAGUUUUCAACUCCCAUUUGCUGCAAGAAUUUCAGUGGUGGACUAACCUCUGAGUUUCUAAUCCGUUCGGCUGGAACCAGGUUCUGCUGAACAACAAAGAGGGCCCCACAACUUGGCAUUGGUGAUGGGGCAGGUUUGAGAGCAUUGUCCAGUUGGAGUUCUGUACGCUUACGGAAUAAAAUGGCAACCAAACCGUACACCCACUGAUCCUCUUUAGCAUCACAGAAAUACUUAAAACGAAAUUGUGGGAUUAAAAUAGUAUGUGGUCAAGUGACAUGUUUGCUCAUUGUAUCUGCCCCUUGCAUCCAUAAAAUAAGAGGCUGGUAACUAUUUAGUAAGAAGUAUAAGCACAGACGUGACUAUGUAGAAUCACGUGUUGUGCAUCACGAAAAAUUGCAUUCGGUUGGAAAAGUUGCCUGGGGGAAACGGGAUGAUCUUUCUGAAAAGUCAGCAGCAGCUUAAGUGUACUGAAAUUAACCAAUUAAAUCCACACAAGGAACAUAAGGAAUUAUAGGCGAUAAUCUUCCAUGAGUCGGUUUCUGUUGGGAGCGCUCGGAGAACGCGAGAGCCUCCACCAAGAGAAAAGAAGGGGAAGGAUUGCAGCGGUUCAAACUGAAGACCGAGGAUGGAGUUUGAAGUGUUUUCUUACAAUCAAGAUCGAGAUUUUCGACUCAUAAUGCUUCUCAUCAGAUGCCAGCGUUGUGCCUUAGUGUCUGAAUCUUCACUGUAGAUAAUUGGGGAGUCUGUUCUUAUACCUAUCGCACGAUAUUCCCACGCUCUUGGAAGACAUCAUAUCCUGUCUCGAGGUCUGCUACGUUAGGACUCUCAAAGAAGACUUGCUAGGAAAAUGUGGCCAUGCCUUGAAUCUAGGGCCACAAAAUGUAGGAAGAGAGUCCUGUUGGUGUCACGAAGUUUGUGUGGAAGCAGGGAGGAUUUUCAUUUCAUUCAAUGGAGAGGAAGGAUGCUGGAUUGUUUGGAGCAGAAGAUCGUUUUCAUGUUGGUUUUUUAGAGCCGGCAAGAUGAAGUUCUUCGAAAAGAUUGGCUCCCUUCUCCAGGAUCUGCAAUAUAAAACAAACAGAUACGAGUCAGUCACAUAGUGUGGUAGGGUCAAACAAUUCUACGUGGUUCUGUUGAAUUGCAACAAGGUGAAGUAAGGAUGGGGUCAGCUAUUAGCUAUUGCUCCCCUCAUCAUGCCUUGACAGCCGCCGUGUGUGGAGAUGACAUAAAACUUCCUGAGUACACGAACUUGCCGUGCCCUGUAAUGUACGAAGAGAUCACGCGCGAAGCGUACAUGUCCUUGAAGCCUGAACACUUCGAAGGCUUGCGCUUCGACAUUUCCAGGGCGGUGAAUAAUAAGUUUGCUAUGAGCAAUAGAGUGUUCAUGGGUUUGAUAGACCUUCCCGGUAAUAGCGGCUCUGUACAAAAACAAUCAACCGGUCACUUCGACGUUGGUGCUAAUCUUGUUGAUCAAAAGGGCAAGAUGGACGUAGUCUUGGUGAUGAGACGUAUUCUGUCGGAGGGACGUUUGUCAGCUAAAGUGAAGUAUGAUGUCAACAAUCGGUUUUCCAUUAAAGCCGAUGCCCAGCUUACAAAUGAGCCGCAUUUUACGCUCGGAAUGUUCAACUUCGACUACAAGGGAUAUGACUAUCAAGCUCGGCUGACGAUGGGAAAUAAUGCUUACUACGGUAUUAAUUACAUGCAGAGUGUAACGCCUAAAUUAUCACUUGGAGGGGAAGGGAUUUGGCUCGGUCAUCAACGGAAAUCAAGCAUGGGUCUUGCAGCUCGCUAUAAAGCUGAUACUGUGAUUUGCACAGGUCACGUGAAAUCGGAAGGUCAAAUAAACUUCACUUAUGUUCAAAGAUUGUCCGACAAGCUAUCAGUGGCUUCGGACUUUGUGUACAAUUGGAAUAGCAGGGAGGCAAAUACCAGUAUGGCUUUUGAUUAUCUCAUUCGGCAGUGUCGGUUGAGAGGCAGGGUAAACACCAAUUACUGCACAACAGCUUACUUGGAAGAGAAGUUAACAUCUGGCCUUACUUUUUUGCUUUCUGCGGAGGUUAGUCAACAUUCACUUAACACGUUCAGACGUACUUAUCUUUGGUUUGUAACGACAAGCUUACAUUCUCCUGAACUUGAAAUUAAGAAUACCAGAACCUGGUCGUGGAAUGCAUGGAUGAAGAGAUUUGUCAUUAGUUGGUGUAAUCUUAUUGUUUUUCAAAACGCUAUCGUGAAAUCUCUAUCAGAUAAAGUUUUGUCUUGGUCGACUAUGAACCAGCGUGCUGCAAUGUCUUCUGCCUCUCAAUGCACCAGUGACACUUGCAAAUGUUUAUUUAUCAGCUAAUCUGUAGCAUGCUUGUUGCAGCUUGACCAUAUUAGGAAAAACUACAAAUUUGGGUUUGGUAUGACGAUUGGAGAUUAGUCGAUUUCCGAUUGGAACUGCAUGGCCAACUCGACUUAGAAGAUGGUCUAUCCGUCUCAUUUUAUACUACAUAGAAAGCAGAGCAGGUUAUGUGUUUUUUAUGCCAUUGAUCCACUCUCUCAUUGAACAAUUGAACAGCAAUGACCAUCCAAGUAACUAAACGAAGCUUAAAAAUCGCUUUUGAAUAUGUUGGGCUGGACUGAAGCUACACAGAGGGGUUGUUGAGUUCCAGCUUCGACCUUUGAGGUGAUUGCAGCGAAUGAGCUCUUUCUAAUGCAAUAUACAGACAUUUUCCAAGUGAAUGAAUACUGCUCAACUUUCUAUAAAUUCUUGGUUUUGACAUUC